This is a messenger RNA of Staurois parvus, 354 nucleotides long. The record is from the annotation of a GenBank genome assembly. Lineage: Eukaryota; Metazoa; Chordata; Amphibia; Anura; Ranidae.
AUGACUCUGACCAGUCCAAGCAUGGACAACUCCAGUGCUGAGCUGCUGCCAGGAGGAGACUCUCCAAUCAACAAGAGAGCCACAGAGAAUCUUCUUGCAAGUUUGUCUCAGAAUGAGAGAGAAGCCAUUCUCGGUGUCCCUGCUGCUCAAAAUCCAGAGGACCUUAAAAUGUUUGCAAGGUUAUUACACUAUUUUCGAGGCCGGCAUCAUCUUGAGGAGAUCAUGUACAAUGAGAACAUGCGACGCUCACAACUUUUGAUGCUGUUUGAUAAAUUUCGGAGUGUGUUGGUAGUGACAAACCAUGAAGAUCCAGUUAUAUCUGUUUUUCAAUCUGUCUUUCCUUCAGUGUGCUGA